AUGGCAUUUAGAGCUCAGUUUCUUCCUCUGGUAUUCGUCAUGAUGCUUUGCUCGGUGGUCCUGCAAACAGCUUCUGAAUGCAAAACUGGGUAUGGAUGUUCAUAUGCUAAAGCAGCAGCUUCCUCUUCCCUAGAGGUUCAAAACAGAAAGGUGCUUUAUGGUUGGAAGGCUAAAGAGAUGGGUCAUGAGAAGACAAGCAGUAGUACUGGGGGUGGCAAGAGCAUGGUCGGUUGGGAACUGAGAGAGGCUCCAUUGGGUCCGGACCCAUUGCACCAUCAUGGGGGUAGCCCCAAGAAGCCCCGAACUCCAUAA
Molecule: messenger RNA, 312 nt
Organism: Ilex paraguariensis (yerba mate)
Lineage: Eukaryota; Viridiplantae; Streptophyta; Magnoliopsida; Aquifoliales; Aquifoliaceae
Source: the annotation of a GenBank genome assembly